AUGGCCGACACCAAGACCGCGAAGGCCACUGUGGCCAAGGGUGACAGCGCCGCUACUCCUGCAUCUGCUCCUGUCACCAAACCCGAACGUCCCAAUGAUGAAGAGUACAAGGCCAACUUGGCAAAGGCGGAGAAGGAGCUCAAGGCUGCUGAGGAAAAAAUGAAACAAAUCAAGGCCAAGCUUGACAUCGCUCGCCCGAACAACAAAGAUUCGCCAUCUGCAAAGCGUCAACAGGAACUGCGAGCUGAAUUGGGCACCAUUCGAACUCAGCAAGCGUCUGGCAAGACCAACCGUACCACUAUCAUGGACAAGAUCAAGCGUCUUGAUGAGCAGCUCAAGUCCCGCAUUACCGAAUCCAAAAAUGCACGUGGCAAGAUCAACUUCAAGUCUGCCGAAGAUGUUCAGCACGAGAUCGAUCGUCUGCAAAAACAGGUAGAUACUGGUACCAUGAAGAUCGUGGACGAGAAGAAAGCGCUUGGCGAGAUCUCCCAGCUCAACCGUAUCAAGAAGUCGUUUGCCGGAUUUGACGAGUCUCAGAAAGGAAUUGAUGAGAUCAAAGCGCAGAUCGCGGAACAGAAGAAAUUGCUUGACGAUCCAGAAUCUCGCGCUUUGAGUGACCGAUACACUGCAAUUACCACCGAGCUUGAUAAGAUCAAGGCUGAGCAGGACGAGGUUUUCAAGAGCUUGAACAGCCUUCGUGAUGAGCGAACACGUCUUCACGAGGACCAACAGAAGAAGUACUCCGCGGUCAAGGACCUCAAGGAUGCAUACUACUCCCAGCGCCGCGAAGCCGUCAAGUAUGAACAGGAGGCCCGACGAAUCCGCGAGGAAAAGCGCAAAGCAGAGAACGAUGCUUACCACCGUGGCAAGCGUCAGGAGGCCGCCAAGGCCAAGCUCGAGGAUGCAAGUGCUUCCGCUUACCAGGAUGAGAUCCGCACGACGCAAAGCCUUCUUGCUUUCUUCGACCCCGCAGGCUCUGUCAAGCCGGUCGCUUCUGGCCCGGGUAAGUUUGCAGCGACCGACAUCCGAACUGUUGAUGCCACUGGGUUCAAGGGCACAAGGGUAUCAAAGAAGGACGAGGAGGAGGAGAACUACUUCAUUGGCACUGGUGGCAAGAAGAACAAGCGCAACCGCGGUCAGGCAGGUGCUGGUGUCACCUCGCCGCCAGCGACGGAGGGCAAGUUCAACUUGGAUCUAGGCACUAUCGGUUCUUUGGCGAUCAUCAAUGUCGACCCGCCGAUGUCUCAAGCCGAGGUUCCUGCUGUUGUGGAGAAGUUGAAGGAGAAGCUUGCAUUCUGGAAGGGCGACCAGGAGCGCAAGACCAAGGAGAACAUUGAGAAAGCGCAAGCAGAGAUCGAUCGUCUCGAAGCCGAGGCUGCUGCAGUUGACAGCAAGGACACAAAGGCCUCAUACAGCAAGCAGGAGAAUGGCAGCGCGACUGAUGCCAGUGCUGGCAUCACCGCGGACUUGAACAAGACCAAGAUUGACGCUGAAGCUACUGAGGCUUAG
Molecule: messenger RNA, 1509 nt
Organism: Dissoconium aciculare CBS 342.82
Lineage: Eukaryota; Fungi; Ascomycota; Dothideomycetes; Mycosphaerellales; Dissoconiaceae
Product: nuclear segregation protein
Exons: 3
Coding region: 1-1509 (502 amino acids)
Biological process (GO): intracellular mRNA localization
Cellular component (GO): nuclear outer membrane-endoplasmic reticulum membrane network; endoplasmic reticulum; ribonucleoprotein complex
Molecular function (GO): mRNA binding
Source: RefSeq, a predicted model, not a curated record